Centropristis striata (black sea bass) is the source of this 680-nucleotide messenger RNA. It is a transcript of the gene lgals2b, whose product is annotated as lectin, galactoside-binding, soluble, 2b. Gene Ontology annotation, molecular function: carbohydrate binding; laminin binding; galactoside binding. The coding region runs from base 45 to 440 and encodes 131 amino acids. Lineage: Eukaryota; Metazoa; Chordata; Actinopteri; Perciformes; Serranidae. The record is from RefSeq and is a predicted model, not a curated record. The transcript has 4 exons.
CAGGGCUUUGUCACUGCAGGCACAUCCCACUGAAGACAGCCACAAUGAAAGUCCAGGACAUGUCAUUCAAGGAGGGGCAGGAGUUCAAGAUCCGCGUCAAGCCUAAGGACGACUGCGAUGCCUUUUCCAUCAACAUCGGUCACGACGCUGAAAACAUCGCGAUGCACUUCAACCCCCGCUUCGACCAUGGCGGUGACGUCAACACCAUUGUCUUCAAUUCCUUGUCUGGGGGAGGCUGGGGUGACGAACACCGCGAGGGAAACUUCCCCUUUGCGCGUGGAGAGGAAUGCAAGUUUCACAUCAACUUCAACAUGGAGCAGUUUUACAUCAAGCUUCCUGAUGGCUCCAUGGUGAACUUCCCCAACCGACUGGGAGACGUCAAGUACAAAUACUUUACUUUCGGUGGUCAAGCAAAGAUCAUUGGCAUCAAGAUCAAGUAGAAGUUGAACCCUUCUUAACCCUUGACUCUUGACCUGUCCCUCUUUUGUGUGUUGCUGUAAUAGUCUGUUUUACAUUUCUGGGCCCAGGCCUGUUAGCUCAUCUUUUCACCUGAUGAACACCAGAGAUUUGUACCAACAAGGAGUCCUGAUGUUGUAAUAAGAGUAAAUGGCCUAAAGAGGGAGCCACAGCACAUCUUACCUCACUGUGUCUGCUCGAAGUCUCAUCAGUCACUGGGUCUG